This is a messenger RNA of Aspergillus affinis, 1677 nucleotides long. Its product is annotated as putative MFS quinate transporter. Bases 1 to 1677 code for a protein of 558 amino acids. Gene Ontology annotation, molecular function: carbohydrate:proton symporter activity. Gene Ontology annotation, cellular component: membrane. NCBI's taxonomy places the organism in Eukaryota, Fungi, Ascomycota, Eurotiomycetes, Eurotiales, Aspergillaceae. Gene Ontology annotation, biological process: carbohydrate transport; transmembrane transport. The transcript is spliced from 4 exons. The record is from RefSeq and is a predicted model, not a curated record.
AUGGCAGGUGGUCCCAAGAAGCCCCUCAACGUUUUUCGCAUGAAAAACUUGGGGGAUCCUAAAGAGGUGUACAACUGGCGGCUAUGGUUUGCCGUCGUCUCCUUCGGUCUCAUGGGCGCCGCUCGCGGUGUGGAUGAGGGAUUGAUUUCGGGUGCUUUCAACUCCAAGGAUUUCCAGCGGACCAUCCACUUCGAUUCAUACAGCAAGGUUGACCAGACCAACAUCAAGGCCAACGUGUCGGCUAUGGUCCAGAUUGGCUCUGUUGGCGGUGCUCUUUUUGCUUUCUUGGUCUGCGAUCGGAUCGGCCGUAUCUGGGCUACUCGUCAGCUCUGCGUUUUGUGGAUUCUGGGCAUGGCUAUCUUCAUGGGAGCCAACGGCAACCUGGGCAUGAUCUAUGCUGGUCGCUUUGUUGCCGGCCUUGGAGUUGGACAAACGGUCGUCGUUGGACCUGUGUAUCUUGCUGAGAUCGCACCGGCUUCUAUCCGAGGUCUUUGCACCUGUAUCUUCACGGGUUUCGUCUACCUGGGUAUAGUCCUUGCCUACUUCACCAACUAUGGCUGUCAGAUCAAUCUGGGAGACAACACGCACAAUCGAUGGUUGGUACCCACCAGUCUACACAUCAUCUUCGCCGGCCUUAUCUUCUGCCUGUCUUUCCUCCAGUACGAGUCUCCUCGCUUCUUGGUGAAGAAGAACAACUAUGAAAAGGCGCUGGAGAACUUGGCGCGCAUCCGUCAUCUUCCUCCCGACCACGAAUACGUGGUGGAAGAGAUCACCGCCAUCCGUAACUCCCACGAGAUCGAGAUGGAGGCCACUCGCGGAGCCGGUCCCAUGGGCGUCAUCAAGGAGGCGUUCUUGGAGCCCAAGAACCUCUUCCGCCUGUACAUCGCGUGCGGAGCUCAGCUCCUGUCGCAGUGGUCCGGCGCCGGGUCCAUCACCCUGUAUGCGCCCGAUCUCUUCAAGAUCCUGGGCAUUGAGGGCGAGAACGAGUCGCUGCUGGUGACCGGUGUCUUUGGUAUUGUCAAGCUGGUGUCGGCUGUCGUGUGCGCCUUGUUCCUGGUCGACGUGAUCGGUCGCAAGCGCGCUCUGCUGCUGGGAAUCACGCUGCAAGCCAUCGCGAUGAUCUACAUUGCCGGCUUCCUCACCAGCUCACCGGAGAUGGGCGUUGACAAGAGCUUCGUGCUUCCCGAGAAGGACAAGCCCGCCAGUCGCGGCGCCAUCGCCAUGAUGUACAUCUCGGGUGUGGGAUGGGCGCUGGGCUGGAACUCGAUGCAGUAUCUGCUGACGGCCGAGCUGUUCCCGCUGCGGAUCCGCGCCCUGGCCACCUCGCUGGCCAUGACGCUGCACUUUGUCAACCAGUACGGCAACUCGCGCGCGGUGCCCAACAUGCUGCUGGGCCAAGACGCCGGCGGCCUUAGCCCGUACGGCACCUUCUGGUUCUUCGCAGCCGUGACGAUCUUCGGCGGUCUCUGGGUUUACGUGACGGUGCCCGAGACGGCGGGACGCAGCCUAGAGAGCAUGGACCGGCUGUUCGAGCUGCCGUGGUACAAGAUCGGACUUUACGGCAACCGCGACGCCGCCCAGCGCGACCUCAUCGUGUUGGACAAGGCGGAGAUGGCUGGUGGAACGCGCGACGAGCACGUCGAGCGCACCGAGCGCAUCGAUCACUCGCGCGUGUAG